Chanos chanos (milkfish) is the source of this 288-nucleotide messenger RNA. It is a transcript of the gene s100b, whose product is annotated as S100 calcium binding protein, beta (neural). The record is from RefSeq and is a predicted model, not a curated record. Gene Ontology annotation, biological process: positive regulation of canonical NF-kappaB signal transduction; positive regulation of cell population proliferation. Gene Ontology annotation, molecular function: calcium-dependent protein binding; RAGE receptor binding; S100 protein binding. Bases 1 to 288 code for a protein of 95 amino acids. The transcript has 2 exons. NCBI's taxonomy places the organism in Eukaryota, Metazoa, Chordata, Actinopteri, Gonorynchiformes, Chanidae. Gene Ontology annotation, cellular component: cytoplasm; nucleus.
AUGAGUGACUUGGAAAACUCCCUGGCAACCAUCAUUGAGGUGUUCCACAAGUACUCUGAGAAAGAAGGGGACAAGCACAAACUAAAGAAAAGUGAAUUAAAAGAACUGCUUACCAGUGAAUUACCAACCUUAACAGAGCAUGUGAGAGACCAGGCCACCAUGGACAGUCUCUUUGAAAGCUUGGAUACGGACGGAGACUCCGAGUGCGACUUCCAGGAAUUUAUGACCUUCGUCACCAUGGUUACCAUCUGUUGCCAUGAGUUCUUUGAACACCAUGAGGAUGAGUAA